This is a messenger RNA of Danaus chrysippus (African queen), 348 nucleotides long. The record is from the annotation of a GenBank genome assembly. NCBI's taxonomy places the organism in Eukaryota, Metazoa, Arthropoda, Insecta, Lepidoptera, Nymphalidae.
AUGUUCGCAUUACACGCGGCCAUUAGCAUCGGCUUAAGGACGGACGAUGACGACUUACAAUGUGACCGAACACACGACACACACGACACACACGAUACAUACGAUACGGCUCACACCGACUUGAAGCGGGUCGCUGAAGACGGCUGGGUAAUUAGUUGUGACAGAGACAGUCAGAUAGAGAAUACUCCUGGUAGGAGCGGUGAGUGGAUGUUGGUGAAGGAGGUUGUAUGGAGCGAGGUCGGGUCGGCCAAGAUGAUUUAUAGAGGAGACACAGGCCGGGAGGUAGCGGAGGGAUGGUGGCGGUGGAGGCGGGUGGUGGCGGGUGGUGGCGCGACAGGGACCAGAUGA